AUGGGGAGCCCUAGGCAACCUCUGCGUUCGAGUCCGAAUGGCUCUCAAGCCUCGCGUGACGCCGCUCUGUCUGGCGCCAACCUGGCUUUCAUCAAGUCGCUACCACCACACGAGGCUCUAAAGUAUCUCAAUAAGCGCUCUCCGCCGCCGGUUCCAACCCAGAGACGACAGCAGAAUGUUCGAUCAACGGCUCAUCACCCGGUCGCUCACCAUGACGGCCCCGCCAGCACCCGCACAUCACCGGAUCACCUGAGGCUGCCAAAAAGACCACCGCACAAGACGAAUGCUUCGACGUCGAGCCUGUCCGCUACCAUCGCUGCCGCUCGCUCCGCUGUUACCGUCAACAAUGCGCUCGCCCAGCCGCCGGUCAAACCGCCGGUUCGCGCGGCUGGGAACCUCCCUUCGCCCACCGCGUCCAAGAGAAAGUCGCCUGAAACGCUGGACCUUACCCCUAUCCCGCCAACAACUUCGCUGGUCGAACUGUUCGAGCGCAAGGAAACUCCCCCGUCGCCGGCCAUCAAAUCUCCGAAACCGCUGCGCAAGACUUUUCUUCUACGCAAUCAGACCCUUGAGCCUAUUACCACCCGUCUAGAGCAGACGUACAACGAGAGUUCUGGCGAUGAGGCCUACGAGUCCGCUAGGGAUCAUUUGUCGCCAGAUCAGCCACACAAACCGAGUCUGCCGCCACCUCCUCGUACCAUCCAACGUGCCGACAGCAAAGUUCAAGAGCUCACAGAACCCUCGAUCCGCGUACAACCGCCCUCGCGCACCAUAUCUGAGAAGAAUGUGACACGUCGGCGCUCGUCUUCUCCUGAUCCCUUACACCUGUCGACCUCCACUACGAAGCCCAUACCCAUCCAUCGGAAUUACAGCCCCAAUCAUUUGACCCACCCUGAUCAUCCUUCCAUCGCGGCUGUCUAUCACCAGCUCCACCCUCGUCGUAUGACACCCCUCAAAUCUGGCGACUCGCUAGCCAACGCAAUUGUCGCCUCCAGUCUUGCAUCGUCUCGAGCGCCAUCGCCCACAAAGCUCCCAUCCUCGCUACCAGGUCGACGCACGUCUCAUCACAAACUUUUCGCCCGUACUCCUAGUCCCAAGAAGGGCAUGCGCCAUACAAUGCGCAAGCCCACCUCUGACUCCGAAAGCGAUUCGGAUGAGGAUCCCUACUCCAAGCACAAGAAAAAGCGAUGGGUGAAGAAACACCCCAACAAGCAUCACGAAGGCGACAGGAAACGCUGGCGAGACAGUGUCACUCAAACUGAACGGAAACGCUACGAGGGCCUUUGGGCAGCCAACAGGGGCCUUCAUGUUGAAUAUACCGCUUCAGAGCUAGUUGUGCUUACUGCACACCCUGAGUCCAAAGAGAGCGAUAGAAUUCGAUCUGAUGUUUGUGACCAGAUCGCGGAUAUCGUAGCAAAAGACAUUUGGCUGCGGAGCCGGUUACCUCCCCAUGAGUUGGAGUUGAUCUGGGAUUUGGUCGACAACCAGAAAUGCGGAAGGCUCCAACGGGACGAGUUUGUUGUCGGACUGUGGCUGAUCGAUCAACGGCUGAAGGGCCGAAAAAUCCCUGUCAAGGUCACCGAAAGUGUUUGGAAUAGCGUGAGACUACUUUCUGGCAUCAAGCUCAGGAAGGGUUGA
Molecule: messenger RNA, 1638 nt
Organism: Aureobasidium melanogenum CBS 110374
Lineage: Eukaryota; Fungi; Ascomycota; Dothideomycetes; Dothideales; Saccotheciaceae
Exons: 1
Coding region: 1-1638 (545 amino acids)
Molecular function (GO): protein binding
Source: RefSeq, a predicted model, not a curated record